GCCUUUUUGCUCCCUUAUCCGUGCAAUUUCUCGCGGGUUGCGGCACGCUUGUGCCGCAUCGAUGCGAGUUCUCGCCGCUGCAGUCGUGCUGGCCACGACUGAGGCCUUGGUCCGGACCACUCAUUUCAGCAGAGGCCGCACGCGCACCCUCACGACCAUGAAAGCGCUGCGCGGUGGCGGCAUCGUGAAAGCUACGCGCGCAGUGAUCACGCGCUUCCCGCUCGCUUCCGUCGGCGCGGCGCUCGCGAUCGGCCUUGGCACCGGGCUCUACGCAGCGGCGCCAGUCAUGGACGUCUUCGAGCGCUACCACACCGCGGCGGACAUCCCGAACCACCGCUUCCAGGAUCACGAUGCGUUCUCAGUGGUCGUCGUGAAGGUUGCCGACGGCGAUACGCUGAGGGUGAGGCAUGUGCCGGCUCUGGACUUCGCCCGCGGCCGCUGGCGCCCGAAGAGCCGCGCGGAAGGAGGAAAACUCAAGCUCUCGGAAGAAACUUUGCAGAUCCGCCUCUACGCCGUCGACGCGCCCGAGACGGCUAAAUUCGGCAACAAAGGGAUGCCGAUGGGCGAUGAGGCGACGGCAUUCGUAAAGCGCAUCGAAGGCAAGCGCGUCCGCGUCACGCUCCAGUCGAAGGACCAGUACGGGCGCGCCGUGGCCAAGAUCUCCUACGGGCUCUUCCGCAAGGACCUCUCCGAGGAGCUCCUCGCGAACGGCCUCGCGACCGUCUACCGCUCCGCGGGCGCGGAAUACGGCCAGGGCCGGACGGAGGAGUACUGGAACCUCAUCGAGGGCCGAGCGAAGACGCUGCGGAAAGGGGUCUGGAAGGAUGGGAAGGCUGCGGACCCCGCCGCCUACAAACGGAAGGUCAAGGCUGGCAAGUGAGACAUGGCGGUCGGCGCGUCGAACUCUAGUUCUCUAGUUAAGUGAAUCUGUG
This is a messenger RNA of Pelagomonas calceolata, 932 nucleotides long. NCBI's taxonomy places the organism in Eukaryota, Pelagophyceae, Pelagomonadales, Pelagomonadaceae. The record is from the annotation of a GenBank genome assembly.